AUGGCAGAGACGAUCGUGCUCAUCACGGGGGCCAACCGAGGCAUCGGGCGCGGUCUGCUCGAGCUGUACCUCGCCCGCCCCAACCACACAGUCAUCGCCGCGGUCCGCGAUCCCCGCCACGCCACAGCCCAAGAGCUCGCCUCGCUGCCGAGGGGUCAAGGGACGUCGCUGGUUGUUGUCAAGCUCGACCUGACGGUUCCCACCGACCCGGCGGCCGCCGUCGAAGCUCUGGCCACCAAGCACGCCAUUGAUCAUGUCGAUAUCCUCGUGGCCAACGCGGGCAUCGCGCUCAAGUGGGUCAAAGUGUCUGAGGUCACGCCGGACGAUGUCCAGCGGCACGUCGACGUCAACGUUUAUGGAUUCCUGCGGCUCUUCCAGGCUUUCCUGCCCGUGUUGAAGAAGGCGAAGGACCCCAAAUGGGUCACCAUUGGCUCGUCGGCGGCGUUCUUGACGGUACGAUUCCCUGCCACCCUACAGAUCUCGGUGAACUUCAUCCCCAUGAAGAACGCGGCCUAUGCUCCCACCAAGCUGGUUGAUACGACAGACUCGUAA
Molecule: messenger RNA, 552 nt
Organism: Thermothielavioides terrestris NRRL 8126
Lineage: Eukaryota; Fungi; Ascomycota; Sordariomycetes; Sordariales; Chaetomiaceae
Exons: 3
Coding region: 1-552 (183 amino acids)
Source: RefSeq, a predicted model, not a curated record